Molecule: messenger RNA, 3744 nt
Organism: Oncorhynchus kisutch (coho salmon)
Lineage: Eukaryota; Metazoa; Chordata; Actinopteri; Salmoniformes; Salmonidae
Product: sestrin-3-like
Exons: 10
Coding region: 328-1548 (406 amino acids)
Biological process (GO): regulation of response to reactive oxygen species; positive regulation of macroautophagy; cellular response to leucine starvation
Cellular component (GO): nucleus
Molecular function (GO): L-leucine binding; oxidoreductase activity, acting on peroxide as acceptor
Source: RefSeq, a predicted model, not a curated record
UACUGGAGCUGUCAGUCCACUGCGAGUUUUUUUUUCACCUCUAGCUAAAUGCCCAGACUUGUAGUGGCUCCGCUUUGUCAGGUGGACAUCAGGAGAGACAGAGCCGUAUCAAUGCACUAAUUAGUUGAAAAAUGAUAAUCUUUAUGAAAGAAAUGGAUUACCCUCUCAGAAACCAAUGUCAGCGCGUCCAGAACCAGCCGAGAGGGGGCAGUGCGGAUAGGAUAACUUGUUUACUGCGAUUCAACAUUCAGAAAGAAGUAGCUAGAACAAUAGAGGAAUGUGGUGACGAAGGUGAACGCUGAGAAGGAGCGGGUGUCGCUGCGGUGCAUGAAGGCUCUGGGCAAUAGGGGGGGUGUGGACGCCGUGUCCCAGCAGAUGGCCUCUCACCCCCAGUACCUGGAGAGCUUCCUCCGCACCCAGCACUACAUCCUCCACAUGGACGGCCCGCUGCCCCUGCAGUACCGCCACUACAUUGCCAUUAUGGCUGCAGCGCAGCAUCACUGUGGCUACCUGGUGUCUCUGCACUCGGCCCAGUUCCUCAGGGUGGGGGGCGACCCGCUGUGGCUACAGGGGCUGGAGGCCGUCCCCCCUCGCCUGCAACACCUUGACCAACUCAACAAGGUUCUGGCCCACCAACCCUGGCUCACCGCCCGCUCACACAUACAGGCGUUGCUGAAGACUGGGGAGCAGUGUUGGUCUCUGGCUGAGCUGGUUCAGGCUGUGGUGCUGCUGGCCCACUGCCACUCCCUUUCUAGCUUUGUGUUUGGCUCUGGCACCGACACCGUCCCCCUCCACAUAGCCCCCAACGGCACCCCCCCGGGCUACUGCCUCUGUGACGCUGCCAACGGCAAUGUCAGCGCGCCUCCGCCUCUCACCACACCCUCGGAGCACACCACACGACGAUGGUCUCUGGACUCCAGUUGUGAGAUGGUAUGUCUGAAAGAGAGGAUACAGAAGUCCCAGGAGGAGAAAGAGAGGAAGGGGGAGUGCGUCCUACACACCCAGACACUCCAGCACACAGAUGUGGAAGAUGAGGAGGAGAUGAUCUACUCAGCAGACCCCUCUCGUUUCAUAACAGACCCUGAGUUCGGCUAUCAGGAGUUUGCCCGCAGGGAGGAAGACCACUUCCAAGUAUUCCGGGUGCAGGACUACUCCUGGGAGGACCACGGCUUCUCCCUGGUCAACCGGCUGUACUCGGACAUCGGGCACCUGCUGGACGACCGUUUCCGCAGUGUCACGGCGCUCCCCUCGUCCCACGGGCCUGACCUGAAGAGAGCCAUCUGGAACUACAUCCACUGUAUGUUGGGAAUUAGGUACGACGAUUAUGACUACGGGGACGUAAACCAGUUGCUGGAGAGGGAGAUGAAGCUUUAUAUCAAGUCUGUGGCCUGCUACCCUGACGCCACCAAGACCCCGCUGUGUCCCCUGCCCUGGGCACCACUCAAACCUUCCGAGAGGAUCCAUGUGAACUUGCUUAUAAUGGAGGCUCGGUUACAGGCUGAGCUUCUGUAUGCUCUGAGAGCCAUCACCCAGUACAUGAUAGCUUAGGUCGGUUGGCGGGAGGGAGGCACCAUGUUCAUCACCAACGGUACAGAAAGACCAAGCCAGAAGGCCGCAGGGUGGGAACCCCCUUACAGCAGGCAGGGAUAUGGAGAAGAGACUGGCAAUUCUGAGGAGGAAGCGUUGUGCAACUAUCUGUCCUAUUUCUCCGUUAAAAAUGGGACAAAAAAUAUAAUGCAAUCAUUUAAGAUCUAGUGGAAAGCUAUUUUCCAAAGUCAAAACACGCAACGCAAUUCCUCUCUUCCCUUCACUUUGCCUGCUCAUUUUCCACUGUGCAAGGGGGUGGUCUGUCCACUUCUCAUUUAAUGUGUUUUCCUCUUACAAAAUGUCUCUGCUCUUGAUGGUUAAUGUGCAAUUAUAUUACUAUUAUUACAAUAGAUAUGAAUUAUUUUCAUUUUUAUUCAUGUUUGUCUCAAUUCUGGGAUGAAAGCAGACAUUUGGUUCUGCAUUGUAGCAAAGAGAUACGUACCCAUGGCCAACACAAUAACCCAUUUCUUGGUUUGUGAUUAGUCUUUAGAACUUUACAUUUGUUCUAAACAAAUUGUUUAUCCUUCUUGGAUUGAGUGGAUGUUUUGGAGAUAUUGCCAUAAUUUGUCUUGUUAGUCCCUGCCAGUGUUGGUGUAGGUAGUUGGUGAGGGUGAUGGACAGUUGUUCAUUGUAGCUCUCUUAACAUUUUGCGUUAGUACUGUAAGGUCAAAAACAAAACCAAGAUGCUGCAAGACGAUAUCACACGACUAUAGUUUAUUUUAAAAGCACUUUAUUUAUAUAUAAAACAAGGUAGCUCAGUGGCAGAGAUGGAGGCCAAAGUUGGUCCGAGUCUUUCCUUUCCGCUGUAUGGCGUCUGAUAGAAAGGAUCCUUCUUGGGUCUCUCUGUAGUUAGAUCAGCUGAUCUCCAUUCCUACAGUCACUACAUAGUCCCAGAGCAUUCUUGUGUAGGUGGAGUAGUGCAGGGCUACACAGGGUCCUACCAGAGGCCAUGGCCCCAAACCUGAAGGAGAUCACAAUUCACUUCAUUAUCUUAGAUAAAUCUGAAAUUGCUACAACUAUUUAAAAACAGAUUUUAACUUUAAUAUACACAGGGGUGGCCAAAGUAAUGUUUUGUAGAGUGACGCUCAGCCGUAUGACUGUCAGUUGUUAUAUUGAUGUGCUCUGGCAUAGAUCAAAUGAAGGAAUCUCCAUUUCAAGGAAACCUCAACCAUCCCUAAAACUGCAUUGGUCAGCAGCACUCUGAACUGGAAUAUUGCAACAAAAAAAGUCACCAAAAGUGACCUGCACUGGGUUUUGAAUUGCUGUUAAACAUACUCUACUAUGCUACAGAAGAUGUAGACUACAGAUCAAAUGUCAUCAGUGGUCUGUGUAUGAUCUUGUGCAUGUGACAAGUAGGUUUGUCUUUCAAUUAUUUAUUUGGUGAGCUUUAUGACCUAAAAUAAAGAUGCUGAUGCAUGGUACAAUUUGCAGAGCAGAACAAUAUGGGUACUAAAAACUAGAUUUUUACCUUAUUGAAUAUUUUUUUUUGACACUUUUUGUAAUCUUUGCAUCACAGUACUAUGAUUGUUGAGCCCUUUGUUCAGUUGCUGGGUUCGCUGCUAUAUCCUGCCUGUUGUGCUGCACCCUGAAUAUUUCAGAGGCAGUGAGGUUGACGACUCUCUUAAUGGGCUCGACCGUUUUAAAUGACGGAGGGAAAUUAAGAAAGAAGGAAGUGCAUAUCAAUAGAUGCAAAAGAAGCGCUUUCUAGUGCAGGUGCCUUUAGGCCAAACUGGACUGGUGCUUGAGUGGACAGGCUAGUCUACUCUGGGUUGAGUGUGGGCCUCAUUCGAGCAGACUGCUACUCUGGUUCCUCUGGAGCAGUGUUCUGUGGCCCAUCUAGAACUCCCUGUGCCAUCACCGCUGGACACAUGGACGGUUACUCUACUUGGAAGUACUACAGUCCUCAUUGGCUCCUUGUCAACACCUCUAUGACAUCGUUAUGGCUCCAAAUGCUGAAGCUUCUGACCACCUGGCCAAGGAACUAAACGAUAGAGCCACUGACACAAAGUUGGAUGUUACAGUUGUUCAAUAUUUACCACGUAAAUGAAUGGACAAUAUAAUAAAAUAAAAAUGUAAAACGUAAGUGGAAAAAAAAGCAAAAAAAUAUGUUUUUUGGAAAUGUGAACUUAUUUUUUUCUAUAAAGAUGUUCUAUCAAG